AUGUUCACCUUUAACUUGACAGUCUUGUUAACUCAUCCUUCAUUCCCUAGCCCCUCACCCUCUCAGCUCCUCCAACACUACCACCUCCAACCACGGGGCCUUCUGGGAAUCUUGCUGGAACAAGGAGUAGCUGAAGGCUUGCAGGUCAUAGUCCCUGAAAAGACGAAGAAAGCUAUGUUGUUCCAGCCAGUGGUGCUUAGCUGCCGCUUCAGCACGUCCUCCCAGCAGCCAGCCGUCAUACAAUGGAAGUUCAAGUCCUACUGCCAGGAUCGGAUGAAGGAAGCCUUGGGCAUGGCCACAGCCGGGGCUCAGCCCCUCAGCAAAAGGAACCUAGAGUGGGACCCUUAUCUGGAUUGUGUGGACAGCAGGAGGACAGUGCGAGUGGUGGCUUCGAAGCAAGGUGCCGUGGUCACCCUUGGAGAAUUCUACCGGGGAAGAGAUAUCACCUUUGGGGAAGGUGCAGAGCUCAAGAUUGGGAAAGUCAUGUGGGGAGACAGCGGCCUCUAUUACUGUAUAGUCACCACCCCUGAUGACGUGGAGGGCAAGAAUGAGGACUCAGUGGAACUUCUUGUGCUGGGCAGGACAGGGUGGCUUGCUGCUCUCUUGCCAAGUUUUGCUGUGAAGAUUAUGUCAGAGUGGGUGUUUGUUGGACUGGUGAUCCUGGGAGUCUUCCUCUUCUUCCUCCUGGUGGGAAUCUGUUGGUGCCAGUGCUGUCCACACAGCUGUUGUUGCUACGUCAGAUGUCCCUGUUGCCCAGACUCCUGUUGCUGUCCUAGGGCAUUAUAUGAAGCAGGGAAAGCUGCAAAGGCUGGCUAUCCUCCCUCUGUCUCCAGUGUGCCUGGUCCUUACUACAUACCCUCUGUUCCUGUUGGAGGGGUCUCUUCUUCUGCCAUGCUGAUGGAUAAGCCACAUCCACCUCCCCUGGCAUCAAGUGACUCCAUUGGAGGAAGCCAGAGUGUUCGUAAAGGUUACCGGAUCCAGGCUGACAAAGAACGAGAUUCCAUGAAAGUCCUCUAUUAUGUGGAAAAGGAACUGGCACAGUUUGAUCCAGCCAGAAGGAUGAGAGAAAGAUAUAAUAACACCAUUUCUGAACUCAGCUCCUUGCAUGAAGACAAUGGAAAUUUCUGUCAAUCUUACCGCCAGAUGCGGAGGAAGCCGCUCCCUUCUUUGGGGAACAUGGAGAGCGAUACGGACUACUGGACGGGUGUAAUGGGAAACAGUGGUGGGUCAGGACAUGGGCCCUCAUCCACCAAUUAUAACAAAGAGGAUCGAGACAGCUUCAGGCACAGCCAGCAGCGAUCCAAGUCAGAGAUGUUGUCACGGAAGAAUUUUGCCAUGGGGAUGCCAGCUGUCUCCAUGGAUGAGUUGGCAGCCUUUGCAGACUCCUACAGUCAGCGGUCUCACCGAGGCGAGGGCAACAGCCAAGAGCCUCAUGGGGGGAGUCGCUUCGAGAGAUCCGAGUCGCGGGCCCACGGCGGGCUCUAUCACGAUGGUUCCCUAGAGGAAUAUUAUAGCAAAAGGAGCCGGAGCCGCGAGCCCCUGACAGACUCAGACCGGGGCUGGUCCUAUAGCCCUCCCCGAAGACGGGCCAAUGAGGACAAGCACCUGCCUCGGCUGGUGAGCCGGACCCCAGGCGUGGGCCAGAAGUACGACCAUCCCUAUCUGAGCAGCGUCCUGGAGAGGAAGUCCAGGGGCGAGGGCAGCAGUGGGGGCGGAAGCCUCGAGACCCCGUCCAAGCGGAGCUCCCAGCCCCUCCAAAGGAGCGGGAGCUACUACGCCUGGUCGCCACCAAGCACCUACAAAGCCGGGAGCGGGCAGCAGCCGUCACCACAAGCCGGGGAAGAGGACGAGAUGGAAGAUGCCUUACCGCCCUACAGCGAGCUGGAGCUGACGCGGGGCCCCUCCUACAGGGGCCGGGAGUCCUUGUACCAUAGCAACUCAGAAAAGAAGAGGAAAAAGGACUCCCUCAAGAAAACUGUGAGACCACGUCUGGUGCUCCUGAUCCAAGUGGGAUGA
Gracilinanus agilis (Agile Gracile Mouse Opossum) is the source of this 2016-nucleotide messenger RNA. RefSeq names its product immunoglobulin like domain containing receptor 2 (gene ILDR2). The record is from RefSeq and is a predicted model, not a curated record. Gene Ontology annotation, cellular component: membrane. Gene Ontology annotation, biological process: pancreas development. The coding region runs from base 1 to 2016 and encodes 671 amino acids. Lineage: Eukaryota; Metazoa; Chordata; Mammalia; Didelphimorphia; Didelphidae. The transcript has 9 exons.